Messenger RNA from Pseudoliparis swirei, 9288 nucleotides. RefSeq names its product NHS-like 2 (gene nhsl2). The record is from RefSeq and is a predicted model, not a curated record. NCBI's taxonomy places the organism in Eukaryota, Metazoa, Chordata, Actinopteri, Perciformes, Liparidae. Bases 1869 to 5729 code for a protein of 1286 amino acids. Gene Ontology annotation, biological process: cell differentiation. The transcript is spliced from 11 exons.
UUGACUAUUAUUCAUUUAAUAGAUAUUAAUUAACACAAAACACAGUUUUUUAAGUGUUAAUCUUGUUAUUGAUUUAGUAAAGUUUUAAGUUAUGUUUAAUAAAGAUGAUGCAAUAGGAGGCGUGUUGCGCGAGUAGCGGCUAAUGUAGCCUCGAGCUGUUGGAGGCGGAGCUACAGAGGUCUCACUCCGCUCUAAGAACACAAACCCAAAUAUUUUAUCUAAAAUGUUGUUCUAGAGAUGCCACAGCACGGGCUGCACGUGGGCUCACAGUGACCUUUGACCUUUGACGUACACAAAUCGAAUCGGUGCAUCCCGUCGUCGUGAAGUUUUGUCUCAAACGUCCACCUGGACCGGUGAGAAUCUGGUGGUCGAAGGUCAAAGGUCAAAGUGACCUCGGCCACUCCUCAAGAAUUCACGUAUGAAUUUCGACGAUUUUACCGACGAUAAAAAACAACGACGCGGCGGUGAAACUUUUGGCCGAACGUGAACUGCAACUUGAGCGGUCGGCAGAUUUCAAAAGUCAACAGUCAACAGUCAACAAUCAACAGUCAACAAGCGUGUGACCGGCUGCGGCGAGCAGGGCCUCCUAUUGCGCAACAGCCUGGAUUUCAGAUCGGAAAAAAACGAUAAUGGAUUCUAUAUAUUUUUUAACCGGCUGUCGCAGCAGAUGUCGUCUCCGGCGUGAGAACGGCCAGACGCCAUCGUACAAAAUAUUUUAAGAAGCCGGAACGGAUCGCGAAGGAUUAAAGUACAAAAUAGCUCCAUUACGGGAUUAGGCUGGGUUUGUUUUCUUCCGUUGAAUGACGUUUUAGAUCGUCAGCUGUGAGGAAAAUAUAGUUCUGAGAUAGUUUUAUUUAUAUUUAUUAUAUACUUAUUUUCUGUUCUCUUUAAUACCAUACAGUGCGGGGGGAAAAAAAUAAGUUAGAAAAAAAAUAAACUAAACUAGAUUAUUUAUGUAUUUCUAUAAUCAAAGCUACAUUUUAAUUUAAUUUUGUAUUAAUUUUAUUUUUGUUGUUGCUAUGGACUAACAGGAUAAUUGGGCUUUACAAACUACAGCCAGCGUCUUCAGGGAGUUAAUUAAACAACACAACUUUUAUUUUGAAUAACACCUCUCCUCUGGGGAGAAGAGGAGAGUAAAGGAGAGAGAGAGAGCUGGAGGGAUGAGAGGAGGAGGAAGCUGUAGACAUGGGCGGAGGGCGAGAAGAACAAUGAGGAGAGUGGAGGAGAUGAAAUGGGAAAAAUAGAGGAAGAUAGACAGAGAUGGAAUAAUAUCCAUUAUUCCAUUAUUUCUCCUCAUAAAUAAACUUUUAUUUUCUCUUCGGAAUACGAAGAGUUUUUAUUUUUGGGCUUCUUUUUAAUAAAUACUUUUUUAACCAGAGGAGUCGCCCCCUGGUGGUCAGGAGAGAGAAUGUUUGCAGUAUUUUGUCACAAUUGCGUCUGAUACACAUUGUGUUGUGUGUGUGUGUGUCAAUAUUUGCACACACACACACACACACACACACACACACACACACAGUGUGUAUCAGAGUGUAAUCUGUGUUCUGGUCAGCGGGCAUCAUUAAAGAGCAGUUAUUUACCCACAAUCCACUCUGGGCCAGAUGUCCGCUCUGUUGGAUUGGUCUGAAUAUGUGUGUGUUUGUGUGUGUGUGUGUGUGUGUAUCAAUAUGUGCCAACAUUUGUGGACACCUCCUCCUCCUUUCCUUUCUUCCUGUGUGGACACUUUGUGGACUGAGUUGUUUUAUCCUCCUCCUCCUCCUCCUCCUCUUCCUCUCAUUUCGGUUCCUGCUCACUGACCCAGAGGGAACUCAACCUGCUCCUUUAAGUCAGUGUGUGUGUGUGUGUGUGUGUGCUGGUGGAAUGAGGCAGUGAUGUUCUGGGACAGGAAGAAUAGUGUGGGCAGUUCCCAGCGCCGGCCCAAAGGAAGACACCGACCCACAUCGGCAACAGCAACCAGCGGGCUAGAGGCGGAGAGCGGCAGGCACGGCGGCGGCAGCAUCGUCCACGGCGACGGCAACCCCAGCAUCAGCACCGGUGGCGGAGGAGGAGGAGGAGGAGGAGGAGGCGGCGGCGCGGCCCACUUCAGGUCUCCAUGGCAACAGAGUGUGAACGUGUUCGGCGCGUGGAGCCGGCCGGAGUGUGUCGAGGAGCUGCACCAGGAGGCGCAGCUCAACCUCCAGAGCCUGCUGCAAGACUUUGAGGAGCAGUUGUGCGACACCAAGCCGACCGGUCAGACGUUCCGGCUGCCGUCCGACGGCACGUCCACCUCGCUCAGCCCGUUGCCCGUCUCCCUCGACAACAAGAGGUCGGACUUCAUCUUCCUGCCGGCGUCCAAGCAGCUCUACGACGAUGAAACCAGCUCCUCCGUGUUUGGACUGAGGUCCGCGGCCGACCCCUCCGCCUCCUCGACGCCGUCGCCCUGCGGCUCGGAGCGCCCGCCGCCGGGUCGGAGCGGCGGCGCCACGCCCGCCGGCGGACCGCCCGUCGCCGACAAACCGCGCCGGCAGCUCGGCAGGCGCCCGCCGGGUCGCUUCCUGCCGCUCGACGUCACAGGUGAAGGCAGAGGAGGGAGGUUCCACAGCGUCGACCUCCUCCGGCACUCCCCGACCCCGUCCCGCUCUCCGGGGGAGCCCCGCUCCCUGGAACCCGUCACGGACACUUUGCACCAGAACCUCCCCCUGAGGAAGACCCACUCCGCCCUCGACACGACCUUACCCCCAGGAGACACUUCGGACCAUCAUCACCCAGGAACGAUGGACACCUCUGGGCUGCUGUGCUCAAACACAGCCUCCUCUUCCUGGAACGGACCCAAGGGCUCCACCUUCUCCCCCGGGGCGUGGAACGAGCCGUACAGUUACAGCGCGCGCAAGGGCCCGGCGGUCCCGCCGAAACAGCACAGCGUCAUCGGACACGGCGGCGUGACGCAGGACGGGGUGAUGUUGGUGAGCUCGGGACAGUCGGCGAGCUCGCACUCCAGUUCGUUCACGUCCGUGAGCAACACUUCCGGGAGAGGAGGGAACAUUUCACUGGCGGCGGCGAUGAUGGGGAAGCGGAGCGAGACGGAAGGGGCGGCGGCGGACGGAGGGAGGGGAGGCGGCGGCGGGUUUGGGGAGGAAGGUAGAGGGCGCGAGAGGUCGGCGCGUUCCAAAGCGGCGGCAAACGCCUUCAAGUUCCGGGAGCGUUCCCUUUCUACGCCCACGGAUCCCGGUACCUUCUGCUUCACAGAAGCUGGUUCAGGGCAACCGGACGGGAACAUCUUGCCCACGGGGAACGGGAACGCUACGACACCGACGGACCACCAACAACAGCACCAUCACUUCAUGGGAUUGGCUGAGAACUACGCACUUCUGUACCCUAGAGGGAGCUCCGAGGACAGCACCAGCACCGGCGACACGAUCUCCGUCACGGCUUCGGACUACAGCGCCGACGGCCGCCUGCGCCUACGCUCUCGCUCCAUCUCGCUGAAGAAAUCCAAGCGCAAGCCGCCCCCUCCUGUGAGGAGCGUCUCUCUCAUGAAGAACCUCGGAGAGGCCGAGGGGCGAAUCCACCACGGGGGCGGCCUCUACCGGGGUGGCCGGCCAAAGAGCCUGCACAUCCCCAGGGACCACUUCACGGACUUCCAGCCCGAUUUCCUCCUACCCAGCUCGUCCUGCUCUUCUAAACCCAGUGUUCUCGGGCGGGAGCUGGGCCGGGGAGGCACCGACGGACCUCCGAGUCUGGAGGUCCAGGCACCCGAGAGGGAGGGAGACACAGAGCUGACCUUCCCCGCUCACUGGCAGCUGGGGGAGUGGAAGAACGACCCUUACCGGUCUUUAUCGGGCUCCAGCACAGCAACAGGUACCACGGUGAUUGAAUGUAUGAAAGUCAGAGGCAGCUCGGAGUCCCUGCUCGAUUCCCCCUCCACCUCCAGAGCGACCUCGCCCUCACAGAUCUCCAUGGAAACGGACAUCAAGGCGUCCUCGCCCUUCAAACCCCCGGGACUCAUGUCCCCGUCGAGUGGCUACUCCAGCCAGUCAGAGACUCCCACGCCGACUGUUCCCCUCAGUCACGUGGCAGGUCACGGGACGACGGGGACAUUGGGUUGCAAGUUGCGUCCGAAGAUCCCAGAAAGGAAAUCGUCGCUACCGUCACCCAAGGACCCGAGCGCGAGGUCUAGAUUGUCCUUCGAGAUGCCAGGGAACGCACAUCUGGAGCUGUCGUCCAUCAAGCCGAAGCAAAAGGCCAGCAGGCGACAUUCCGACACUUCGACGGCGGCGAAGCCGGGGAAAAGCAGCCCCAACCCCUCGCAGGCGUUGCCUGUGGUCACCCAGAAUGAGCUGAAGACCAUUCGGCUUCGCUCCGUCUCCCGCGGUGACUUGGAGGACUGCCCCGACGGGGCGUCCGACACCAUCGAAGAGGAACAGCACGGACGAGACUUCUGCGAGGACCCCAGCCCGCCACCCACCCUACCCAAACUCAAACCGCCUGUCGCUGUCAAGCCCCCGUUGCCCAAGAGGCCCAUGAACCUACUCUUCAAGUCUUCAUCCCCCUCCUCGACUUCCCCCCUAGCCCUCGAGUCACCUCCCGGCUCCCCCGUGGACCGGCCCGUUCCCCUGGGCAACAUCUACAAAGUCAUGAGGAAACCCAAACCUAAAAAACCUCCACCACAAAUAAUAAGUCCCUCGGUUCUUCCACAUUGUACCACCUCUCCACAAUCCGGCUACGAUCAUCCAUUCCUCCACCACUCCCGGUCCCUCUUCGAUCUCCCUCCUCUUCCGGACCCCCAGCCUCUCCUCGAGGACCCGACGAUGGAGCCUGAAUUCGACGCGGACCCCGAGAUCCGACUUGGCCCUGAAGACGGAGGAUCGCUCCCCUCGCAAUGCAGCAACCAGGAGGCUCUGGAGCUCCAGGACAAGAGCAAGACCCUCCCCUCGAGGAUGACCGUCGCCUGUCUGGCCGAGCUGUCGGACAAGAAGAAGCCCAAGGUUCCCCCUCCAGUCCCUAAGAAGCCGAAUGUGCUGCUCCUUCCCCCGUCGGUCCACUCCUCCACCAACGGGCGCGCAGACCGCCAGACCCCCCGGGGGGCCGACAGCCCCGCGGGCCUCCGGUCCCCCAGGGGAACGUUCCCGCCAGAAGAGGAGCGCCGCGGUUCUCCCGGUGUUCCCGAAACGCCGGAGCAAGACGAGGACCACUCGGGAAUAUACGAGGAGAUCUCAAAAGAGUCGCCGCUGCACGACUCCCCCCUCACGGAGCUGGAAGGGAAACUGGGCGACACCGGGAGCGGGGCGGAAUUCUUCUCGUCUCGCUCAGACGACUCUGCAGCCAAUGAGAAGCCGGCGCUGCACAUCGUCGAGGACACGGACGGCGUGGCCGACUCGCCCUCCACGCACACCACGGAGGACCUGUUCACCAUCAUCCACCGGUCCAAGCGGAAGGUCCUCGGCCGCAAGGAGCCGACGGACUCCUUCGGCAGCCGGCAGAGCCUCGUGUCCCCGGUGAAGCACGGCGGCCUCCGGACCGUGACCUUGGGCGGCCAGAGGUCGAGCUCCCGCAACGACAACUUCAUGGCGCUGCUCCAGAAGAAAGGCAGCAAGGCGUCCGGCGGGGGGGCGCGCGUCUCCGCCAUGGAGCUCCUCAAAAGCACCAACCCGUUGGCCCGCCGGGUCACGGAGGCCCCCGGCGCCUCGGCGGCGGCGCCCGGCGAGGGCGGAGACGCGGCGGCGUACGGGAACGGCAAACCCAACCAUCAAUGAGGGGAACCGGAUCCACCAAAAGACACCAGAACAACCCCGCGGCGCCGACGCCGUCCUCUCGUCCAAUCGGCUCGCUCCCUCUAGCGAUUGAUCAUUUGCACCGUCCAAUCAAAUCGGAGCACGCUUUUUUUUGGGGACCAGAACGGGGCGUCGCCCAUCGGUCGAAGCGCCGUCUGUUCUCCCGUCUGACCGGUUCCUGAGACCCGUGGAGUGUUUUCAAUGAACUAGGAGGUUUUAACGGUUUUAACGUUUUUUGCGGUUUUACGUUUUUUGCCGGUGGAUAUCUUCCCUCCUGGAUCCCCCCCCCCCCCCCAAAGAAAAACCUCUCGUGCACCAUCGGGGGGCGGGGCUUCUGGCCACCAAAGAUGACGCAUGGGCAUGUCUCGUAUCAGUUGCUCGUGAACGCAGACGAAGACUUUCUGGAACGCAAAGCACUUUAUUUUCUUAUUUUCUUUUCGUUUUUUCUUCCAAGUCUCCGUUUUAAAUGUUCAUUUUUUUCCGUGUUCCGUCCAGCGCUCCAUCGGGGUUAUUAUGGGAUGUACAGAGACGAACGCGUCUAUCAGUGGACUAGAGACAGUGUACAGCGAGCGGCUUGGACUACGACAUGUACACACACACACGCACACACACACACACACACACACACCCACACCCACACCCACACACACACACACACACACUCACACGACAGCUGGCCUGUGGAGUUUCUGUCCAGGAGAGCAUGAAGCAGCCGGUUUGUAUCCGCCCUGGUCUCUGGUGACCAACAGACGACGAGCAGACCAGAGGGGACCCGACGGUGUGUGUGUGUGUGUGGAACCAAGAGGAUUCUGGGAAACCAAGAGGAUUCUGGGAUAGAUAAAAGGAGCAGAAUCCGUCUGCAGAGCGAUGUUUUACACAUAGCACCGCCCCCUUUAUGUCACUUCCUCUUUUAACCUCCAUAGCCGCGCCCCUCAUCCUCCCUCCCUCCUCCUCUGCAUUCAGUCUAUUCAUCUGAGCUCGGCGGACGACGCGACACCGGAUGAAUGUCCAACAAGAGAAAUACAUCAAACAACAACAACAACAACAAACAGCUUUCUAUCAACGCUCAUCUUCUGCCUUCUCUCUUGAAUUUUUAUACUUUUUUUUAUUUUUAUCGAUCUGUGCACAAGCGAGCCGGUUUAAAUGAGUCGACCUUUGACCUUUGACCCCCGGACGACCCCUCGGCUUUGGAUUUUUAUUUUUUGGGGGGAUUAGCCGCGGUUCACCUGACUCCUCACCUCCCCCAGUCUGCAGGCGGAUCGCUCUAUUGAGUCACAGCUCCCCCUAGUGGGCGGAGAGAUUAUAAAAUCUAUAAAUAUAAACUCUCACACACACACACACACACACACACCCUACAGUCCUUCAGGUACUCCGUCAUCCUGAGAGAGAAAAAAAGAUUAAAAAAAAUGCAUAAAUUAUCACCAUUUAUGACGACUAGUCGAGUGACGCUUGUUUUAAAUAUUUAGCGAAUGAAAAAAAAGAAAAAGAUGAACCUAUAAAUCUGUUUGUUUGCCUUGUAUACUGAACCACGGGCUGCAGGCCAACUGUGUUUUUUAUUUUUUCGUAUUUUUGUCGAUGUAUUAUAUGAGCUGCCUUGGUCGUAAACACACACACACACACACGUACACAAACACGCACACACACACACGUACACACACACACGUACACACACACACAACCUGUGCAACAAUCUAAAAAAAAGAAAGAAAGAAGGGAGCAUUUAUGUUUUAUCAAUCAAAGAAAUUAUCAAACAAAUAUCCGCCAAAAUUUGCAUUCAUAUCCAUGCAGAGGAAGGCAGUGUAUAGGCCCCGCCCCCUUUUAGAGCAAUAUCCCUCAGAGGAACCACAGACCUGAGAUCAGAUGAGUAGAACUGCAUUGAAACCCGGAGAGGACAGAGGGUGCGCUUGUUUCCGGUUCUUUACCGCCAGCGAGCACGCUUCUGAUUGGAUGGGUGUUGAGCGGGGGAGGGGAGGGGGCGGGGCAUACGGGUGCUCUGUGGACACGAGAGAGGGCGCCAGGCGUUUCACCGCGGAGGCCGAAAAAUCCCGUCACCGGUCGGCCCACUGCCGGCUCCGCGCCAUAUCUUUUGUAAGACUUCUAAGGUGUGCCAACGGCGAAGAGGCGGGGCCAAUCGGCCCCCGUUGCAUUGGUCCCGCCCUCUUUUUUCAUCUCUCGCCAUUCGCCAACCGGUGAGAUUAUUUUUCGGUGCUGGCUCCGCCUCCAGAAAGCGUGUUAUGAUUGUUAUCACCGUGAAAUCCGUUGACACAAUAUAAAAAUACAUCUAUGUGAAAGAGACUCGAGAGACACAUUGGAGGUGUAGUCCGUCAUCCCUUCUUCAGAAGGGAGGGAGAGGCAGAGGAGGAGGAGGAGGAGGAGGAGGAGCGGAACUUUGGUGGAUUACCACACUGAAAAUAUUCACCUCCUCGUCUCCUCCCUUCACCUCCUCGUCUCCUCCCCUCUUCUCUUCUCAGCUGUGGCGUGACUCAGAGGAGUAAUCGUGUCUCUCUCUCUCUCUCGCUCGUUUUCUCUACCCUGCAAAGUGAUGAAAGAAAGAAGAAGGUAAAAUGGGAAAGCACAAAGUCAAAGUUUAUUAAUUUCCUCGUCGGAACUCGUCGUUCCGGGAAGUCAGAUUUUGUUCCCGCUUUGAGAACUCAAAGGCGAGCGCGAUGUGGCGCCCUCUGGUGGCGAGGCGGCACAUUGCACCCGGCGCCUUUAAGAGAACUACGGCGGCCCGCAGGUGGCGUGGUACGAGACACGCCCCUCGAUCCCGCGUACUGCGCCUUUAAAUCCAGAAGCUGGAGUUCCACCCCGAGGCCGUACCGCUGCGGGGGUUAUUAACGUAAUGAGAGAGAGGAAGAGGAGGGGGCAGCAGGGGGAGGGGCCACGGCUGCAGAUUCGGGGGGCCGCGGAGUAUCUCGCAUUCGUUCGAAGGGGCGUGCCAGACGGGUGGAGUUUGAGGGCGUCUUCAGCGGUACUUUGGACAAAAACUGAGGUCCCUCGCCGGUAAACCCCGCCCACCUGCCACACCGAGCAGAGUACACCCCCCCCCCCCCCCCCACUGCCCAGUUCAGGGACGAUGAAGAAGAGAUGACAAUUAGAGAUAUACAGAGAGAGUUAUUGGAAUUAUUCUAUUUUUGUUAUUCUACACCUUGAGAGAAUUAAAAAGACAUAUUUAAAGGAAUACUCCGUGUGUGUGUGUUGAAUAACCUCCUGCCCCCGCCCCCCAUCCAGUGGCGUGACGCACACACACGAAACGCAGCUCCAUGCGAUGCCAUAUAUACGUGAUCAAAUUAUUAUAUCGUUAUGAAUAAAUUAUUUUUCUUGCUUAAAGAAAGUUUCACUCGCUUUCCUUUCCAGUGAAAUGUCAUGAAGGCCGGACUGUGUGUGUGUGUGUGUGUGUGACUGUGUGUGUGUGUGACUGUGUGUGUGUGUGUGUGACUGUGUGUGUGACUGUGUGAGUGUGUGACUGUGUGUGUGAGUGUGUGACUGUGUGUGACUGUGUGUGUGUGAGUGUGUGACUGUGUGUGACUGUGUGUGUGUG